Cyanidioschyzon merolae strain 10D is the source of this 1134-nucleotide messenger RNA. RefSeq names its product similar to RING zinc finger protein. Gene Ontology annotation, biological process: protein ubiquitination. The record is from RefSeq and is a predicted model, not a curated record. NCBI's taxonomy places the organism in Eukaryota, Rhodophyta, Bangiophyceae, Cyanidiales, Cyanidiaceae. The transcript has a single exon. The coding region runs from base 1 to 1134 and encodes 377 amino acids. Gene Ontology annotation, molecular function: ubiquitin protein ligase activity.
AUGGGAAACGUGAACUCGCAGGCUGAUGUACACGUUGCACAGCGAUUCGGAGACGGACCGGGAAACGAUGCACCGGAGGCACGGGUGCUGGGGCCUCGUCCGGUACCAGCUGUGGAAACGAGCCCCGGCAACCUCGUGCCCCAGCCCGGUGCCGUUGACGGGUUGCCUCCGACCGGCACGGUUUCCUGGCAACGACCUGGCGGCGAUGUGAAUCAGGGCUCGAGUUCCGGACUCCGCUGGCUGCAGGGUGGUGCGGAGCGUUCCACACAGCCGGUUCCGACCAUGGUUCACGCGUACACCAUAAAGAACGACUUGAAUGUUCGGAAGAAGAGUGUACGCCUUGUUAGAGAUCCCGAAAAUCCACAGCAGUUUUUGUUGGAGUUUGUUUUUGACGCAACGUGCUCGGGCCUCUGCACAGUCUUCUUCAUGGCGAAGGACCUCACGAACCGCACAACGCGCGUUGAGCAGUUCCAUGUCGAGCCGCUGGAGCCGGUGCCCCCAGUACCUACCCCAUUCGAGGCCGGUAUGGGCCAGCGGUACCGCCAGAAUAGCCACCGCGGUUUCGUGCCCAGUCGAUAUCGCGAGUCGUUUCUUUUCGAACAGAACCCGGCCAAACUCGCCAAGCAUCGAUACCCGAUUGUGAUUCUGCUGCAGCGCCUUGAGAGCGCCGAAGAUCUCGCCAAGAGCGGCCACAGGCAGGUACAACAGUCUGCGGGGCGCUCGACGGACACAGACCCCAAUGGAGGCAGCCUCGUGCGUUUCCAGGCCACAUACGUGACGCUGUGCAUGCCACCGAAAGGACUCGAGCUCGCUGACGAGAUCCCGGUCAAGGUCGUCCAACAGAAAAUCCUGGUAGACGGCACCAUUUACGAGUUGCAGGAGAUCUACGGCAUCGAGGAGCGCAUGGCCUCUGCAGACGAUUCCGACGCUGCAGCCGCUGAAGCAGAACACGAUGAUCUCUGUAUCAUUUGCAUGACGGACCCGCGGGAUACCACGGUGCUGCCGUGUCGCCACCUGUGUCUCUGUGUAGACUGUGCACAGUUGUUGCGCGUGCGUAGCGAUCGUUGCCCCAUCUGUCGUUCACCUGUAGAUUCACUUUUGCAUAUUCGGAAUUUGCGCGCGAACGCCCGCUAA